Molecule: messenger RNA, 165 nt
Organism: Gaeumannomyces tritici R3-111a-1
Lineage: Eukaryota; Fungi; Ascomycota; Sordariomycetes; Magnaporthales; Magnaporthaceae
Exons: 2
Coding region: 1-165 (54 amino acids)
Source: RefSeq, a predicted model, not a curated record
AUGUGGCGAUUUCAGAACCGCAUCCCGCAUUCCAUCGCCACCGCCGAGAUUUGCCUUGAAAACCCGGCACUCGACCUCAAGCGAUUCCCGCCCCCUCGAUUGCCGUUAGCGGAUUCGCCAUAUCCGAUGAACGUUGACGUCAGCGUGGAGCGUGGGCUUGGGUGA